Molecule: messenger RNA, 1093 nt
Organism: Capsaspora owczarzaki ATCC 30864
Lineage: Eukaryota; Filasterea; Ministeriida; Capsasporidae
Product: proline iminopeptidase
Exons: 5
Coding region: 38-1015 (325 amino acids)
Biological process (GO): proteolysis
Cellular component (GO): cytoplasm
Molecular function (GO): aminopeptidase activity
Source: RefSeq, a predicted model, not a curated record
AAUCUCUUCCUCAUCGUUUAUUCGAUUCGAUACAAACAUGAGCAGCGCUGCCAUCCCCGGUUCGCCCCGCCGCGCCUUCUACCCGCCCAUCCACUGCUACAACGAGGGCACUCUGGAGGUCUCUGAAACGCACAAGCUGUACUAUGAGCAGUCGGGCAACCCCACCGGCAAGCCCGUCGUGUACCUGCACGGCGGCCCUGGCGGCGGCACGUCUGCUGGCGACCGCUGCUACUUUGACCCCGCCGUGUACCGGAUUGUGCUGUUUGACCAGCGCGGCGCGGGCAAGAGCACUCCGCCUGCGUGCCUCGAGCAGAACACAACGUGGGAUCUCGUGCAGGACAUUGAGAAGCUGCGCACGCACCUCGGCAUUGACAAGUGGGUCGUGUUUGGCGGCUCCUGGGGCUCGACGCUUGCUCUGGCCUACGCUGAAACGCACCCCGACCGCGUCAAGGCGCUCGUGCUCCGCGGCAUCUUCACCCUGAGGCGCAAAGAGCUCGUCUUCUUCUAUCAGGAGGGCGCUGACAUGAUCUACGCUGAUCACUUUGAAAAGUACAAGAACGAAAUCCCAGAGGGCGAGCGUGGCGAUCUCAUCUCUGCGUACUACCGUCGUCUCACCCAUCCCGACAAGAACGUGCAGAUGAAGGCUGCCAAGGUCUGGGCGACCUGGGAGUGUGCUACCAGCAAGCUGUUUAUUGACCAGGAAAUGCUCGCCAAGGCCGAGAACGACGACUGGGCGGUCAAGUUUGCCCGCAUCGAGUGCCAUUACUUUGUGAAUGGUGGGUUCUUCAACUCGGACACGUACCUGCUGGACAACGUCGACAAGAUCAGGCACAUCCCAACGACUAUCGUGCAAGGUCGAUACGACAUUGUGUGCCCGAUGAACACUGCCUGGGAGUUGCACAAGCGCUUUCCAGAGGCUGAUUUCCACAUUGUGCCCGACGCUGGACACUCGGCCAAGGAGCCCGGUAUUACCGCUCUGCUGCUUGAGGCGACGGACAAGUACCGCGACCUGUAGUUAGACUGUGCUUGCCAGACUGUGCCUUUUUGUUUGAGUUGUGAAACAAAAAACAGCAUCUUUUUGUUCUCUCUCUUU